UGGCCACGCCGGGAGGAGCUCUCGGCCGCCCGUCUGCAGCGGCCAGCGCCGGCGGCCCGAGUCCGGGCAAGCCCGAGGCUGAGGCGGCGGGAGGCCCGAGGCCCCCGGGGCGGAGGCGCACCCCUCGUUCGUCCUCGCCGCCGCGGCGCACACGCGCGCGCUCCUCCCGCGGGACCCCGCCGGCGACCCGUAGCUCGGGCACGCGCCUGUCGCAGCCCGCAGGAAGGAGGGGUCCGGCCCGAGGCCCGGGGCGGCGGCCGCCAUGGAGAUGCGCUGGGCCCGGGGCCGGCGCCUGGAGCGGCCGGGGCGGCCCUGAGCGCCCUGCUGCUCGCCCCGGCCGGGUGGCCGACGUGCCCCCGGUGCGCUCUCCGCCCGCGCUGCUGCCUGGGCGCGGCGGCGGCGCCCUGUUGAAUGGGCUGGGAGGGCCCCAGGUUGGAAGUGCUGGCGGACGCGGCCUCCGGGGGCGCAAGGCAGCAGCCGCGGUGGCGACCAAACGGGUGUUGGAGUUGGCGGCGGCCAUGGAGGGCCUGGCUGGCUAUGUGUACAAGGCGGCCAGCGAGGGCAAGGUGCUGACCCUGGCCGCCUUGCUCCUCAACCGCUCCGAGAGCGACAUCCGCUACCUGCUGGGCUAUGUGAGCCAGCAGGGCGGGCAGCGCUCCACGCCUCUCAUCAUCGCAGCCCGCAACGGGCACGCCAAGGUGGUGCGCUUGCUGUUGGAACACUACCGGGUGCAGACCCAGCAGACGGGCACCGUGCGCUUCGACGGGUAUGUCAUCGAUGGCGCCACUGCUCUUUGGUGUGCUGCGGGAGCUGGGCACUUUGAGGUUGUUAAGCUUCUGGUCAGUCACGGGGCGAACGUGAACCACACCACCGUCACCAACUCGACCCCCCUACGGGCAGCGUGCUUUGACGGCAGACUGGAUAUUGUGAAAUACUUAGUUGAAAAUAAUGCCAACAUCAGCAUUGCCAACAAGUACGACAACACCUGCCUGAUGAUUGCAGCAUAUAAGGGACACACUGACGUGGUCAGAUACCUUUUAGAACAACGGGCUGACCCCAAUGCUAAAGCACACUGUGGAGCCACAGCAUUGCAUUUUGCGGCUGAAGCUGGCCACAUAGACAUCGUCAAAGAGCUGAUCAAAUGGCGCGCCGCUAUCGUUGUGAAUGGCCACGGAAUGACACCCCUGAAGGUAGCUGCGGAGAGCUGUAAAGCUGAUGUUGUUGAACUUUUGCUCUCUCAUGCUGAUUGCGACCGAAGAAGUCGGAUUGAAGCUUUGGAACUCUUGGGUGCCUCCUUUGCCAAUGACCGUGAGAACUAUGAUAUCAUGAAGACAUACCACUAUUUGUACUUAGCUAUGCUGGAGAGGUUUCAAGGUGAUAGCAUCCUUGAGAAGGAGGUUCUGCCACCCAUCCACGCUUACGGGAACAGAACUGAGUGUAGGAAUCCUCAGGAGCUGGAAGCCAUCCGGCAGGACAGAGAUGCUCUUCACAUGGAAGGCCUUAUAGUUCGGGAGCGGAUUUUAGGUGCUGACAACAUCGAUGUUUCGCACCCCAUCAUUUACAGAGGGGCUGUCUAUGCGGAUAACAUGGAAUUCGAACAGUGUAUCAAGUUGUGGCUGCACGCCCUGCACCUUAGGCAGAAAGGCAACAGGAACACCCACAAGGAUCUGCUUCGAUUUGCUCAAGUUUUCUCACAGAUGAUCCAUUUGAAUGAGACUGUGAAGGCCCCCGACAUCGAAUGUGUUCUGAGAUGUAGCGUUUUAGAAAUAGAGCAGAGCAUGAACAGAGUAAAGAAUGUCUCAGAUGCCGACGUCCACAACGCCAUGGACAAUUACGAAUGUAAUCUCUACACCUUUCUGUAUUUAGUGUGCAUCUCCACCAAAACGCAGUGCAGCGAAGAAGAUCAGUGCAAAAUUAACAAGCAGAUCUACAACCUGAUUCACCUGGACCCCAGAACUCGGGAAGGCUUCUCCUUGCUGCAUCUUGCCGUCAACUCCAAUACCCCGGUGGACGAUUUCCACACCAACGAUGUCUGCAGCUUCCCCAACGCGCUUGUCACCAAGCUGCUGCUGGACUGUGGCGCCGAGGUGAACGCGGUGGACAAUGAGGGGAACAGCGCCCUGCACAUCAUCGUCCAGUACAACAGGCCCAUCAGUGAUUUUUUGACCUUGCACUCAAUCAUCAUCAGCCUAGUGGAAGCUGGCGCUCACACCGACAUGACAAAUAAACAGAAUAAGACUCCGCUCGACAAAAGUACCACGGGGGUCUCGGAAAUACUGCUUAAAACUCAGAUGAAGAUGAGCCUGAAGUGCCUGGCUGCCCGAGCAGUUCGGGCUAAUGACAUUAACUACCAAGACCAGAUCCCCAGAACUCUUGAAGAGUUUGUUGGAUUCCAUUAAGUGACUGGAUAUGUAAAAUCGUUUAAUGUGGUGCUAAAAAGUAAAGGACUUUAAUCACAGACAAUAGAAUUAUGUGUUCAUAAAUUCCGCUUUUCUUUCCACUACCCUUCCUCCCAACCCAGCCUUCCUUAGUUCUGUAUUUGUUCUUCUUGCCUCCUAUGGGAAUCGAUUUCAAACACACUUCAAACAAAGCCACAUUGUUUAGGUGUAAUUAAGAGUUUGAGGUCUUUGGAUGUUGGUCACCUAGCAAUUUGUUAUUUUUGUUUUUCUUCUUUGAAGUAACGAAUAUAAAAUAUAUUGUUUGUGUAGCAAGGGACAUUUAUGAUUUCAAGUUGGUGAUGUUUAAACAGCUGCCUACACAGUAUUUGUGUUAAGCUGGUGUCGGCGUGUUUUCCAUGCAGCAGUUUUGAGGAUCUUGUGAAGAGAAAGAAACACAGAAGAACGUUGAAAGUAGUGGGAUUGUCCAGGUGUCCUGCACGUGCCAAGCUGCUGUGGGUAGCUGUCACUCUGCCAUUGUCUCUGUGGAGUGGUACAACCCGUGUUACCAUCGGGAGGAUUGAAAAAAAAAAAAAAAAAAAGAAAACACAGCUGCAGAUUAAUUUGAACAAUGUGCUACUUUAAUAACAGUUGCAAAUGUAUAUUAAAUCCUUUGAAAUUAUUGUAUUUUUGUGACUACUAUAUACAAAGUGAUAGUAAUCUUAAAAGCCAAUUUUUCAGAGAAUACUGAUGAACUCUUUGCCUUUAGUGCAAAUUCUUCCAAGCCUGUUUCAAUGAAAUUGAUCUAAAUUGCAGCAGUCUGCAUUUGAUUCACUUUAUGGACAUGUAAAAAUUAUGAAUUCUGUGUUUUUGUAUGCUCCAAAUUGUCACAAGAUGGUUACACUUUCUAUUUCCUUUUUUCCCUUCCCUCUUGUGUUGUGUCUUUCACAAUGUGGAAAACUCCUUUUCCAGAGGGCAUCAUUUUUGCCUCCCUAAUAAGGUGUUUGUGACAGAUGAAAAGGAACCAGGAUAUUUUUGAUUUUUUUUUUUUUAGUCUUUCUUAGUCUGUGAAAAGAAGUAGAAAAGCAAGAAAAUUACUAGUGUGGUCUAGGAAAUAGAAUGUUUUUGAGGAUGAAGGUAAUUCUUACUUCCACUUGAAAGGGAUUUUUUUUUUGUCAGAACUGCAAAUUUUUCAGCCACCCAAUGUUCCCUAUUCUGACAGCUCUACAGAAGUCUUUAUGAUUUUGUUUUGUUUUGUUCUGUUUUAUUGGCAACAUUUUAACUGUCAGAUACUGAAAGUAUUCUGUGGUUAUCUUUUCAGCAUCACAGAAAUUCAAGUAAAGGGUACACAUCUCUUUCUCUUGAUGUUAAAAAUGAUAAAGUAAAAUUAGCUGUAUCUGUAAUUUUCUCUCUAGUGCCAAAUGAAUGCCUUAGCUACUCAUAGUGCAUGGUACUUACUGUAAGUGAAGACCUGCAGCUUUCUUUUCCCUUAAUGAAAAACAUUAUAAUGAUGUAGAUACAUCAGAUAUACACUUAGACAAACCGAUAAGGUUUCAGUCGACAUAUUGUGUAUGGUUAUUGCUUUGUCAAAUCUAAGAGGAAAGUUGCAGUUGGAUCAGUGUAAAACAAUGACCAAGCCAAAAUCAGCACCUAGGGCCUUAAAUACAAUGGAGACACCCUGCGGAAAGGAGUGCUUGGAAGGAUGGGAGGAGAUGGAGGGGUUUAACAACUUCUCCCCUCCAGGAUGCAAGAUACUUUUAUUGCUGCUGUAGUUUACACUUUUGAGUGUUGUCUUGCUUCAGUUAGGGAAUGUUUUAAUGAGAAAUUCUGUCCUGUUGAUAGAUAUAUGAUUUCCUAACAUGAGAUUUUUUAAGAAAGAUUUUUUGGGGAUGGCUUAAAGAAGGUAUUUGAGCCCUAAUUUGAAAAUUACCGAUCUGAAUUCUACUGGUAUGAGUCAAGGAAAAACUUGUACCGUGCUCUUGACAGCUUUCAGUGGCCUGAAAGAGAAAAUGCACUUCCUCCUCCAGGUGAGUGGCUCAUACCUCCUCCAUGGCUGCGCUCAGACCCUCUGUCCUUCACACCACAAGGCCUGCCCAGUGGACAGUCUGAGGAAUCGCUACAAGACUUGGUAUUCAGUUGGUUCCAUUCUUAAUGUGUAUGAUUUUUGAAACACCAACCUUGAAAUAUCAGAUAAUGUGGCAUGUUUUAAAAACACAUUUCAUCCUUUUGGCAACCCAAGACCAGCGCUAUUUAAGACAUUGCUUACACAAUGAAGAGACUGAUUAUGUACAUAUUCAGACAUCAACAUUUAAUGUCAGUGUCAUCGAGAAGGGAAGACUAUGCUAGAGAAAGUCAAACGGUGCCGACUGGAAUGCUGACAAAGUUGGAGAAAGAAUUUGAGAGUGAAAUAGAUAUGAACUGUGCUCAUGGUAACUAGAUUUUUUUUUUAAAUUAUAGUAUAGUAGUACAUUGUGAGUUAUCUUGCUGAGGAUCUGUCUUGUAAAAUCAAUGUGUUUUGUGAAGCACCUGUAUAAAACCAUUCUUGAAGCAAGUUACCUACAUGCCUGUUUUUUAAAUUUUGGGGGGGUAGAGUUAUUUAAAGGUGUGUUUAGCUAAACCCUUCCCCAACUUAGUAUUUUUUGUUUGUUGUUUUAAAAGGAAAAUAGAUGAUAAAGGUGAUAGUUCUACAUCUCGGCUCACUGAGAGCCCUAGGCUGUGUGUGUCGUGCAGCCACUUGGGUUUUUUGACUUUGAUUAUUGGUAAGAUCUGCUCUGAACAGAGAGCAGUCUGGGUUCCCUGAGGACUUCUGCAGAUCCUGAUGAGCUAGAGGCCUGGGUGGAUGCUUUGUAUUUGCAGAUCUUGACUUAGUGGACUUUAGACUCGUAAUGGAGUUGGAGUUAAAAUAACUCAAGGAGUGUUCAACAAGUCCGCUCACUUCCUUGAUGCCGAGGAACCGAAGAACCGAUGCUGACAACCUUUACGUUGACUCAGUCCACCCUGGCUUGCUCUAGUAGGGCCACAGCCCACAUACCUAAGGUCCUUUGCUGUGGAAACUUACAAACAGAUAAACUAAAAAACAGCUUCUCUGCAGACUGUGGUCUUUCUCCUGAGGGGUUCAUUUCGCUGAUUACAGUGACUGCGAACAGUGAGACCGUAGCUCGGUGUAAGGCACUGAAGUGAGGUGGGAUGGGCCAGCCGCUCCCCGCUGCCGUCUGUUUGGUGGUUUUGAAAGUCAGUGUUUCCAGGGAGCUGCAGCCCUGUAGGUUUCCACUGUAGUGAGGCAGCUUACUUUCUGAAUGAGACCACUUCGGCUAAUUGAACCUGAAGCAUUUUUUGUGGGGCAGGGGAUUGGGGGGGUGCAGAUGGAUGUGCUAUACCUGGGAUGAAUUACCGUUUGCUGGUUUAGAAGCAGCCGGCAGUUGAACUAGUGAGUAGAUGAAAGAAAGUGUAACGGGCUUGUUUUCAUGAUCGUUUUUCUGUGAAAACCUUUACUGUUCCUCUUCAGAGUAGCCAGCUGUGUUAAUGCCCACCCAGUUGGCUAGUCUGUUUUCCUCACUGAUUCUACUCUAACACCGAAAGGGGUUAAAGAAAACCAAACUUUGCCUUUUUCGCUCUGUGAGAAGGUUUUAGUCCAGAAGAUUGUCAGCAUCUCCCUUGGAGAUGUGCAGCUGUAUUCUGGACAGCACCUCAUUGUGUGUGUCACAUUGCAGCACUCUCACCUGUUUCUGGCAGACUUGCCCACAGUCCCAUGGGCUGGCUUGUACAGCGUCCGCUCCCCCAGAUACAGGAUCUGAAAUAAAUACUGCGUUGAUAGUGGUGAUAUGUUCAUUUUUUGAAACUGUAAAGUAAAUGUGGUCUCUAGUCCUAGGUUUGUGCUGUGUACUUUUGUGUUACUGUGUAGAGCAGGGGCAGUGACUUGAAGGCUAUGGGGCAUGGGUCUUGCUGUGUGUGCAGGGGCGAGCACUGCUGAAGUACUAACAGCUUUUCAUUUGGAGGUGAUCAUGGGAUGGGUGGCCUAACCAGAAAAAUGACAGAGUGACGAAGCAAGAUUGCCAAGUGAUGACACGGACAAGGGUCUGUAUCUAUUUUUUUAAUACAGUGUUGUAAAAUUUGUGCAUGGCUUUUUUCAUUGUUGCUUAGUAAUUGGAGAGGAAAACAACAACGAAAACCCUCCGCUUUCCUAACCAAUCUUUGCAGGGGUACGUCACUGGGGAGUAGAGGAUGACGCCUAAGCUAUUGGUUGGAAGCAUCUGUCCCUGAUAAGCUCCGCCCCACCCAGCAGUCCUCUGUGGGUGUACUUCACUGUGAAUUAUAGCAAGCCAGUGAUGUCCUUCAAUUGUGUACUUUUGUCAACUCAUUUAUGUGACUUUAAUAAAAUAGUGAAACUUGCUGACUGCGCCAGAGGUCUGUUAGUGAUUUGUAUUAUUGCAUGGCAUUUCUUUUUUGUUUUUUUUUUUUUUUUCUAUUUGAGUUUGACAAGUAGAAUAAUUUUUAAGUUCGUGGCAAUUGACAGUCCUAAUAAUUGCUCAACUAAUUUGGAACUAACAAUCUUGCUGUAUAAAAGCAAAAAUAUGGUGUUUGUGUUUAGUAAAUGUUUGAAAAAAGAAAAAC
This is a messenger RNA of Ochotona curzoniae (black-lipped pika), 6986 nucleotides long. RefSeq names its product fem-1 homolog B (gene FEM1B). The coding region runs from base 519 to 2399 and encodes 626 amino acids. The transcript has 2 exons. NCBI's taxonomy places the organism in Eukaryota, Metazoa, Chordata, Mammalia, Lagomorpha, Ochotonidae. The record is from RefSeq and is a predicted model, not a curated record. Gene Ontology annotation, molecular function: protein binding.